Molecule: messenger RNA, 2148 nt
Organism: Cyclocybe aegerita
Lineage: Eukaryota; Fungi; Basidiomycota; Agaricomycetes; Agaricales; Hemipholiotaceae
Source: the annotation of a GenBank genome assembly
AUGUUGGGUGUGCUGAGGCAGAACAUCGAGGACAACGGCGGCUACGUGAACGACACCGAAGAUGGCGUCAAUACCGUCCUCAUCGACGUCAGGCAGGACAAGGGCGCGGUGCAGAACUUCUACCACCUCCAUGAUGACCCGGAGAAGAGGGGCGCCACGGUCGAGUAUGUGAGCUUCGUGAGCAAGAUAAUCAGAGAUGGGGUGUUCAGGCAUAUGAAGCCCCCUAUGAAGGCACUUGGGGGACGCCCCCCGGGGAGAUGGCGGCAGGAGUUCACGUUGCAAGAUGAUGAGCGACUGUGCAGGUGGCUUGCGUAUAAGAUUCCCAACAACAAGAUGGGAGGCCGGUUGGGGCUAGGUGUGUACCAGGAGCUGGUCAACAUGGCACAGGCAUUCCCGCAAGAAUAUAAAUGGGCGGCGCGGCAUACGGUCGAGUCGUGGAAGCAGCGGUAUAAGACGCGUCGGGUCGGGUUUGACGUGCGGAUUAAGGAGAUUUAUGAGGAAGAGAAGCCGUCGAAGGAUGCGAGGCGGCCGUUCAGUCGACAGGCGAACAAGAAGAUGCUGGUGGAGGAAGAAGAGGAAGAAGAAGAAGAGCUGGAGGAAGAGGAAGAGGAUCAGCAAGAGAGGCAGGACGAAGAGGAGGAGGAGGAGGAGGGACGUGGAGGAGGGACGAUAUCGCGGAAACGAAGGAGGUCUGAGCGGUCGUCCCAUAAUCAGGUCCCGCAGUCGGCGAAGAGGCAACGAACCGGACAAUCCUCUGGGCAGGCGAAUAGGAAAGGCAAAGGAAAGGCUCGCGAAGACGAAGAGGAGGAGGUGGUGGAAAUAAUAGAGGAUAAAGAAUCAUCCUUAUUCAGCGGUGACGAAGAGAUAGUGUUUGCAUAUGGCUUCGACGAACCUGGCCCCUCUGGCCGUACUCGAUCGCCGGAACGCACCUUAGUGUCCCAUCAAACCGGACCUUCUCCGCCCAGCUUCGUCACUCAAGAAACACUCGUCAAUUCUGGUCGACCAUCUUACAUUGACCCUACUGAGCACAUAUCGAACUCUCGUUCGGAGGGAACCCGAGGAGACGAUAGUCGACGGCUCUCUCAACCACAGAGGCCACAGCAGAAGCCUCCAUCUGUAGGCCCGUCUCGACGACCGGCAAGUCAGCCUAGUCCGCAGAAGACAAAUUUGCGCUCGCCUGCUCAGCCGGUACGAUUCGCUGCGCCUGAGCCGUCGCCGACGCAGGUGCCUGGUCCUUCUUCCCAAGCCAUCGACCUCGGUAGGGCGCCAUCCCGUACUCCGACGCCACCUCCUGCAGCACAACCUCGCCCGACCACAUCCCAACAAAUUCUUAAGAAAGCAGCUCGAAGACCUCGCGUUGUUGCGUCUCCUCCGGCUUCGGCUCCAGCCAGGAAUACUCGUUCACGCUCGCGAAGUGUCGAGCCGGUUGCGCUGCCUACGCAAACCAGGAAACGAGCUGCGAGGAAGAAACAAAUCCCUGAAGAGAUACCGGAGGAGGAGCCUGCACCGCCAGUCCUCGAAGAGCCCGUUGAAAAUAUCACCAUCCCGAUCAGAGAGACAUUUGUCGAUGAAAUGGACGUGGAGAACUUGCUUAUGGAUGUCGAUCCUCCGAGCGUUGUCCUGCCACAGGCUAGCACCAGCCGUCGUUCUCCUUCGAUGGAGACAGACGACGCCGAGACGCACCGGGACCUCCAAGCUGCUGCUGCUGCUGCUCCGCGAACUUCCAGGGCUGCUCCAUCCCACGUUCCUGCCUUCUUCCGCAUCAAGCCCAGUGAGGUGCUCCGAGAGUACGACGCCUCCAGGAGUGUUGGUGUUCCCACUACAUCGCGUGCUCCGAGCGUGGCCUUGUCGAGAAGAGACUCGUCCCUAUUGCCCAGGUUCCCGCCUAAUCGACCACGUCAGAGCGAGCAGGUGAUAAGGAGGGGGGAUGUGGGUUUCAGUUUCAACACAAGAACGUCAGCAGAUGGGUAUAGCCUGCCUGAGCCACGCACACCACAGAAGAGGGGGUCGGUUUCGAGCGCGGAUUCUUUCCCGCUUCCUGGGACGAGAGCGAGUGCGGCGAAGAAGGGCGAGAAGCAGAAGGAGAAGGGCACACCGUAUAGGCCGCCUGCGGGUACUCGUGCUGCAUUGCUUGCAAGAUCUGAUUAA